AAAAAUAAAUAAAAAAAAGUUUAGUUCGUGUGUGAGUGGGUUUAUAAUUAAUGAAAACUGGUGUUUUAAGAUUUGAAAGUGAUUGUGCUUUUAUAGUGAUGUGGUUGAGUUGGUGAAUAUAUUUUUGUGCCAAGAUUGUGCAUUCAAUCGAGGAUGUCGAGCUACGGUAGCAUCUCUCCUUCGGACGAAGGUUUCGACCGAUAUGAGCCGCCCUUCUAUUGUCCGCCUAGUCAUCAAGGAAGCCCCAUGGACGGCGGAGUGUACUGGCCCGGCGUCGAGCCCGAGUUCGACUCCCGGGACGUGUACCACGAUAACCAGCACUACAUCUCCAGGAGCUACGGUUACGACGACGUGAACAUGUCAAAUGACCCCUACGACGGCUUUCAGAACAUACAUCAGAACUACAUGCAGAACAACACAGGAUUGGACUGCGAGCUCCAGCUCCCCCGCUACCCCCGACCCUCCGGCCCCUCCUUCGUCCGCGUCGUCAAGCGCCGCAGCACGGCCAACAAGAAGGAGCGCCGGCGCACACAGAGCAUCAACACUGCCUUCACGGAUCUGAGGGAGUGUAUACCCAACGUGCCGCCUGACACCAAGUUAUCUAAGAAGGAGCGCCGGCGCACACAGAGCAUCAACACUGCCUUCACGGAUCUGAGGGAGUGUAUACCCAAUGUGCCGCCUGACACCAAGUUAUCUAAGAUCAAAACGCUUCGGCUGGCCACCUCCUACAUCUCUUACCUCCUCAAGGUCUUGGAGACGGACGGGGAGCCGGCUGGAGGCUUCAGAGCUGAGCUACAUCACGCGCCACCGCGCCGGAGAGCUGAUACACAGAGCACAGCAGAGAAGAGGGGGAACGGGCGAACGGGCUGGCCGCAGCACGUGUGGGCGCUAGAACUUAAAACAGAACAGAACCUGAAGACCUAGCUCUUGGUCUAGUACUAGACCCAGAGUUUGUGACAAUUCCGACGUUACCUACUAUAAUCGC
Molecule: messenger RNA, 985 nt
Organism: Cydia splendana
Lineage: Eukaryota; Metazoa; Arthropoda; Insecta; Lepidoptera; Tortricidae
Gene: Hand
Product: heart- and neural crest derivatives-expressed protein 2
Exons: 9
Coding region: 154-924 (256 amino acids)
Biological process (GO): regulation of transcription by RNA polymerase II; developmental process
Molecular function (GO): RNA polymerase II transcription regulatory region sequence-specific DNA binding; protein dimerization activity; DNA-binding transcription factor activity, RNA polymerase II-specific
Source: RefSeq, a predicted model, not a curated record